Messenger RNA from Cervus elaphus (red deer), 1720 nucleotides. RefSeq names its product thiamine triphosphatase (gene THTPA). Gene Ontology annotation, biological process: thiamine metabolic process; dephosphorylation; thiamine diphosphate metabolic process. Gene Ontology annotation, molecular function: magnesium ion binding; thiamine triphosphate phosphatase activity. Lineage: Eukaryota; Metazoa; Chordata; Mammalia; Artiodactyla; Cervidae. The transcript has 3 exons. The record is from RefSeq and is a predicted model, not a curated record. Bases 346 to 1005 code for a protein of 219 amino acids.
CCAGGGUGCCGGGCUCAGCCUGCGGCCUGAGACCCGGGCCGCCCCUCGGGAGCUGGGAGGGGUCUGGAAUGAGAAGCAGAGCCGAGGGGGCCACCCUCGCUUUUGGCCCACCGCGGAGGUUGCGGCCCCUCAUAACUUAACAGGCUUCUCGGCCCAAGCCUGCCCUCGGCAUAGCUACAUCGGGCCUAAUAUGGCCGCUUGUGCCGGGACCUCCCCCGUGCGCAGAGAACCGGGCCGAGGUCCGGAGCCAGGGACUGCUUCCGGCAUUCCUCGCGGGCGUGGCGUGGGCUUCCUUCCCCUUACUCCUGGUCCCGCGAGAGGGAGACUCUAGGCCUUUCAGGUAGCAUGGCCCAGGGCCUGAUUGAAGUGGAGCGAAAGUUCGUUCCGAGGCCCGGCACAGAGGAGCGGCUGCAGGAGUUGGGGGGUACCCUGGAACAUCGAGUCACUUUCCGAGACAGCUACUAUGACACCCCUGAGCUGAGCCUCAUGCGAGCUGAUUACUGGCUGCGACAGCGAGAAGGCAGUGGAUGGGAGCUCAAAUGUCCCGGAGCGGCAAGUGUCUCAGGACCCCAUACUGAGUACACGGAACUCACAGCUGAGCCUUCAAUUGUGGUCCAGCUCUGUGAGGUGCUGGGGGCUGGGGUCCCGGGGGCUGGGGGCGUGGCUGCUGUGCUGGGCCCCCUGGGGCUGCAGUUAGUAGCUAGUUUUGUGACGAAGCGCAGUGCCUGGAAACUGGUGCUGUCCGGAGCCGACGGAGAGCAGCGGCUGCUCAGGGUGGACCUGGAUACAGCUGACUUUGGCUACGCUGUGGGUGAGGUAGAGGCACUGGUGCAGAAGGAGACUGAAGUCCCAGCUGCCCUGGAGAAGAUCCACCACCUCAGCAGCCUGCUUGGUGUGCUGGCCCAGGAGAGGGCACCUGCCAAGCUGAUUGUGUACCUGCAGCGCUUCCGGCCCCAGGACUAUCAGCGCCUGCUAGAAGUGUACGGGUCCAAAGUGAAGCCUUAGGGGACUGGAGAUCCGGACACGACAUGGGGCUAGGGUGUCACUUCGCCGAUGCAGAAGAGAGCUCUGGGGCUGAGGAGCUUCACUCCUGGGCUCACCGUGCCUCUUCCCUUCUGGCUCCCCUUCCCACAGAGACUCCUCUCGCUCCAGCUCUGUCUGUUCCUUCACCCUACCCUCCGCUAUCCUUCCUGGAGCCUUCCCUGGCUGCCUCCUCUCCCUCAUCCGUCAGAUGCAAUCUGUGGGCCGCCCCUCUCCCCUGGCCGCUAAGCAGCCUCCAUUGAUUUCCGCUCGUGUUUAUAGGAUUUCCACUUAGCCGUGAUCAGUAGUUAAGCACAGGAAAAUCCCUUGCCACCCCCCUCCCUUGGUCGAUGCCAUUGAUUCUGCCAGCGGCUCCUAAACUGCCUUACAGCUGAGUUAGAGAGGAGGGGAGGCAGCAGGGAUUUCCCUGCCCCGGGCUACAGGGAACAGCAGCAGCUUGGGGAAGCCGGUGAGGAUUCCUGUGAGAGAUCUAGAACUUCUGGUUUGUGCCCUGCUCUGACCUAGAGGGUAAGGUGCCUCCUAUGGAGGUUCAGGGGCUCAUCUGCUCCCCAGCCAGAAAGGGGGUGGAAGGAAAACAACCUUCCUUUGUUGAAAUCAGUUCCAAAGGCUUAGGGCAAGAUACCUACUUCCUGUGUAAGAAGGCUCUUCCCUGGCUGUUAUUCACAUACACUUUCUACCU